Molecule: messenger RNA, 1185 nt
Organism: Cylindrotheca closterium
Lineage: Eukaryota; Bacillariophyta; Bacillariophyceae; Bacillariales; Bacillariaceae
Source: the annotation of a GenBank genome assembly
AUGAAGUCUGGUAAUUACCAACAAUUCGGAAUGAAUAAUCUUAAUAACCUGAAAGGUUUUGCUUCCAAGAUGCGAGAGCAGGCGAGAGACGCCGCCAAAAAGCUACCUUCCUUGGAUGAGAUGGCAGCCAAGGACGAUUACAUUCACAAGGAGGAGUUUAACGUGAAAGGAGAGAAACAAGAAGAGGAACAACAACGAAAUGGUGAAAGAAGAAUAAAGAAAGAAGAAAAUUCAUCAGAUACUCCAACGCCAUGGUCAUUAAUCGACAAGCGAAUCUUUCAAAAUGAGGCUUCUGAAACGCCGUCAAUCCCAUCCAAACCACAAAGUGAUGAAGCAUCAUUCAAGAGCAGCUUGACGGAAGAGGAAGACAUCCCAUUGAUAGUCAAUGAUAGUCCAAUAGAAACGGCUCCAAAGAAAACGAGGCCGCUUAUGAUGUCAGUAGUGACAGACGCGAUGACCGCAAGGCCAGCAUCACCUGAAACAUGUGAAGUGGAUGAUGAAAGUAGUGUUGCAUCGGACAGUUCCAGCGAUAGUGAUAGUUGGAACGACGAAGGAGACGAAGAAGAUGAUCCAAUCCUGUCAAUGAUUCGUAAGAGCAAAGUUGAGGAUGGUGCAGCACAGAAAACGAAGAAGCCAAAGAAGUCCAAUUCCAAAACGUCGAAGAAGCAGUUAGCCAAAGAAGAAAAACCAAAAAUGCAUCGAUUUUUGGCAGACAUGGCCGAUGCGGAGAAUCAAAUGGAAACAAAUUCACAGUCGAACGAAGAACAAACUUCAAUAUCUUCAAUCUCAUUAUCGCUACCGGCAACGCCAAGGGAACUGGGAAGCUGGAUGAAGAAUAUGGCGUCCAAUCAAGUGAACAAGAUAUUGAAACGGCCCGACCUUUCGCAAUCGUCGACAACUACAACCUCGUCGGCACCACCAUUGGCAUCCAGGUGGAAAUCAAAACUAGCAGCUGUCAUUCCAAUGCAAGAAGAGUAUCAUUCGCAAGACUCGGCGGAUUUGCUGGGAGAUGAUGAACUCAGGCAGCUGGCAAGCUUCAAGCAAAGCAAUUCUGGUGGAAAGCUCAGCACAAUGAUGGCUGCAAUGUAUGAAUAUCGGCAAUUUGCAUUCAUUCUCUUUACGCUCAUACUUGCAGGCGUUGUUUAUUUCUUCAAGUUUUCGGAACUCGAGGAUGGCGUAACAUAA